Molecule: messenger RNA, 2118 nt
Organism: Saccharomycodes ludwigii
Lineage: Eukaryota; Fungi; Ascomycota; Saccharomycetes; Saccharomycodales; Saccharomycodaceae
Gene: HDA3
Product: Hda3p
Exons: 1
Coding region: 1-2118 (705 amino acids)
Cellular component (GO): HDA1 complex; nucleus
Source: RefSeq, a predicted model, not a curated record
AUGGAUCUAUCAAAGAUUUUAGAUGCAGAACCAGAGCCAAAUAUUAUUUUGGAUCUUAUUAAAAAAAACCCCACUCAUUUCAAAUCCAGCAGUGGUGUUAAUACCACUUAUAAAGGAAAACAAAAAAAAGAAUUAACCUCCAUCAAUGCAACAAACAAUAACGCCUUUUCAAAUCAAGAUUACUGGUUGCCUGCUCCAAUGUGUCAGUACCAAUGUGAAUUAACAGACCAAAUCGUAUCACUUCAUUAUUCUGAUAUUUUAAAAUUUUUCAAAUGUGGUAUUUCCUCCUCAGAUGUUAUUCGCCAUUCAAUGAAUACCAUGUUGGAAAAUUCCAAAUUGGUAGCUCUUCAUCCUUACUUAUUAGUUACUCACCAAUUACCAAGAUCUUUAAUCACAAAAGAUGUUCCUGGCCAUAUAUGCCAAUUAAGCGGCGAGUUCCAAGUCUUGAAGGAUUUAAUUGGAUUGAUUUCAAAAUUCGAAACAAACACCGCACUUUGUUGUAAUGCCAAAAUCAGUGAAAAGUGCAUCGAUUUAAUUGAAGCUUUACUUUUAGGUAGCAAAGUCAAUAUAAAGAGAUAUGAUGGCAAAAAUUCUAUCAAACAUAACAAAAAAAAGAGCUCUUCAUCGUCUCCUCCUAUCCAGAAUAAUAGUGCUAGCAGCACUAGUGGCAGUAAUAGUAAUAGUAGCAGCAAUGAUGUCAACAGUAGCUCGUGCAAUAAUAUCAGUUCUAGUAAUUGUACAAGCGAUAAUUUCUCCUGCACAGUCCAUAUCUUCCCCACUGACGCAGAGGAAAUAUUAUGCAAAAAAUUGGAACUGCAAUAUGGUACCGACUUUUAUUUUGAUAUAUUAAUAUCCUUAGAUUCUGAUUUAGAUUUAAAUAAAAGUGUAUUUUUCAGUAAAUUGCUGUCUUUAAAUAGACAAAUAAAGGCUCCAGUUGUUCGAAUAACAACAAUAAAUUCAGUGGAUCAUGCUAGUUUAUAUUAUAGAAAACUUUUUAAUAAAGAUGCAGAGCCAGAGAGAUUUCUAAGAGAUGUCGUGUCUGCAACUGUAAUAUUGAGAGACUGUGUUGGUGUAUUACCACCAGAUUUAAAACCAGUUUUCACCACAAAUUUGCAAUACUUGGAUGAGUGGGUAAACCAACCUUCAUUACCAUGGCCACUACCGGACAUAUAUCCAAUUAGGGAAUUUUCUCCUAUAGAUAUAGAAGGAUCGUUACUAACAGAGGUUCGUCAUAAUGGGUCUUACUCUUCUUCUUCAGUUUCUAACAACAACCAUAAUACUUCGAAAUAUACAUAUGCAUAUGAUAAAAGGCCUGAUAAUCUAGUCACUGCAAAAAUUCAUUUGAAUGAUAAUGACAAAUACUAUGUCAAUAAACGUUGCAAAAAUGAUUACUCGACAAACCCAUUAAUAAGGCAAAACAUGUCGUAUUUAACCGGUAUAUCAAAUACAGACAACAAAUACUAUUUGAACUCAAAAUUUUUAACACACGAGCUAAUAACUACGAUAUCUAACACAUAUAAGGCUAUAGGUAUACAAAAUUUAAAAAUCAAAUCUUUUGAAAAAACGAAUGCUUUGGAAAAUGGGCAUGUUAAGUACUAUGAAGAUGAGCUGGCUAAAAUCACAGAAAAAGUAAAUAAGACAAGGGAAAAAUUAGAAACAAACAAAACCGACUGUAAUGAGUAUUUAAGAGAAGAAGAGGAAAUUAGGGAAAAAUUGCACCUAUAUGGGAAACAUAAAGUACCACAACAUAUACUUUUAGAAGAAGAGUUAACUAAACUACAAAAGUCUUUAGAGGCUAAAAAAAGUGAAAAAGUAUAUAUUUCCGUAGAACUAAAUAGAGCACGAGAAUUAAACAAAAAUAAUAAAGAGCAAAUCUCAAAACUCAAACAUGAUUUGGAUAUACACAGAAUCAAGUUCCAGGAACAACUAAAAAAAGAUAUUCAAACCCAGAGGGAAGUAGAUGAAGAAUCUAAAAAAUUACGUCAAAAAAUAAUAUCUUUAAGGGGAAAAAAUUUAAAGUAUCAUUCUAAGUUGGAAGAAAUCAAUCAUAUUAUCAGAGAAAAGCCCAUUGAGCGUAAUAUCAGGUCAUCUAGUAAAAGGAGAAGAAGAAGGACUUAA